CAAUGAUGAAAAUUACUCUUACACCGGUUAAUCGAAGAUGGCUGCGCCCCGGAUGAUUCUGCAGAAUGACUUCAACUUGGCUCUAAGGGAACCCGAUGGUAGGGCUUGGAUCACGUUUAAAUGCACAGGUCAGGAGUCUGUGCACAGUCAUUUGAGAGCCACUGGUUUGUCAGAAACAGGUCCUGUUGUUACUGGUAGUGAUGGAUUCUCAGUUCAACAGCUAGGAGAUCGAUCAAUAUCUGUGAUUUAUGAAAAUGAUGAUACCUGUAUGACAAGGCAUUUUAUUGCCCCAGCAGCUACCUACACUUCAAUUCAUAACCAACGGAAGUCGAUCCACUGCCUAGAUGUGAGCCCAGGGGGGCUGGGGGUCUCCACGGAUACUCAGGGCUUGCUGAAGGUGUGGGAGACGCAAUCUGGCGAUGUCAGGAGACAGCUGGAUGGUCAUUUUGGUGACGUGUACACUUGCCGAUUCUUUCCAUCGGGAGUGGUCAUAUUGACGGGCGGUGCUGACAUGCAGCUGAAGGUUUGGUCAGCUGAGACUGGUCAGUGUGCGACCACCAUGAAGGGCCAUCUUGCAGGAAUAUUGGACACGGCCAUAGUAGACCGUGGUCGCAACAUCGUGUCGUGUGGACGAGAUGGAACAGCCAGACUAUGGGACUGUGGUUCCCAGCAAUGCCUCGGGACCAUAGAAACGGGCGGGGGCAAUGUCAACUGUUGUGCCCUACAGUCUGUAUGUGACGAUAUAAACUUGGGAUCACCAGUGAUUGCUGCUUCUGAUAAGGAGGUGGGGACCCAGGACAAACUGUUGGCCUUGGGUUGUGAUGGGCGAGCACUUCAGGGAUACGGUCUCCACAGUCGAACUAAGGUUUUUGACCUAGAUUGCCACGAUGCCGUCAACACCUGUGCCUUCAUCUCUGAGAUGUGUCUGGUUUGUGGUACACAGGAUGGUCACAUCACUGUCACAGAUAUUCGUAAUGUCAGAGUGCCACUAAAAGAAUGGAAGGAGAGCAGGAAUGCAAUCUUGUCCAUGUGUCCUUAUAAGGGAGGAUUUUUCACCAGUACAGGUGACGGGUCCUGUUUCUAUGUGAACAAAAACCACGAUACCAUUCUGGAGCUAUGUGGUUCAGACUGUGACCCCGUCUACAGAACAGUGACAGAUGGACGCUUCAUAUAUACCGGGUGCCGCGAUAGCAACAUACGUAAAUAUUCAUUGAAGGAUAUUUCUGAUUGUGUUAUUUCUACAACAUGACAUUGGAUUACAUUAUAAAUAUGGACAUUUUGAAACCGAAUCAACAACUGAAAACUACUUGAAAUAUAGACUGAGUAAAGAUUAGACUGUGAAAAACAAACAUUGUGCUAAUUCAGUACAAGUUAUUUUUUUGUUUAACGAAUAAAAUUUACAGAAACAAAA
Molecule: messenger RNA, 1411 nt
Organism: Dreissena polymorpha
Lineage: Eukaryota; Metazoa; Mollusca; Bivalvia; Myida; Dreissenidae
Product: proteasomal ATPase-associated factor 1-like
Exons: 11
Coding region: 38-1249 (403 amino acids)
Molecular function (GO): protein binding
Source: RefSeq, a predicted model, not a curated record